AUGCUUUCGAUUCUGAUCGCCACGCUUAUUGCGCUCUGUUCCUGGUACUUCCUGAGCCCAAAACGACGCCUCCCACCCGGCCCCAGCUUCAUCUCAGGCCUCAUCGCGGGAAACAACGACUUUAAAUCUUUCCAAAAAUGGACCCAACAAUACGGCCCGAUCGUCAGCGCAAAGAUCGGCACCCGAACCUACAUCAUCCUGGGCACGCGACAGGCAGCGCAAGAUCUUCUUGAAAAACGCGGAAAUAUAUACAGCGAUCGUCCACCAUCGGUGCUGCUAGACAACUAUCUGUCUAAGCAAAUGGGCGCGGCGUUCAUGCCGUAUGGUCGUGAAUGGAGACUUAAUCGCCGGUUGUACUCGUCGCUGUUGAGCUCGAGGGCGGCGGAUUCGUAUCGAUACUUGCAGGAUAUUCAGAGUAGGAUGCUGCUGCAUGGGUUUUUGGAGAGUAAUGAACUUGAGAAGUUUCAUCAGUACACUUCCGAUGUUAUGUUCACGCUUGUCUAUGGGAAGGGGCAGGGGAGGAAUGAUGACGACCAUCGACGGCUGGAGCAUAUUAACGAGAUGGUUGCUUUCGUGCUGCAGGGAACGUCGCUUGGGACGGCGUUGCUGGAGCUCUUUCCCGUUCUGGAUCGUCUUCCGCAUAUCUUCAUGAAAUGGAGGAAGAAGGCGGAGCAGCUGCAUGAGAAGACUACGGACGUGUAUACUGAGUGCUGCAAUACGGCUCUUGGGGUGGAUUGUUGGAAUUGGUGUCAUGAAGCGGUGCAGAAGAAGGACGUCGUCAUUGAGCUGCCCUGGGAGCAUCUAUGCUAUGCGCUUGGGGAUCUCUACGUGGCUGGAGUUCAUACCAGCAAGAUGGUUAUGGAGAUCUUCGUUCUGGCUUCUAUCCUCUAUCCGGACACUGUGAAAAAGGCGCACGAGGAGCUUGACUCUGUUAUUGGCUCUGAGCGUCUGCCCGCGUUCGAAGAUAUGGAGCGUCUCCCAUACGUCAAUGCCUUCAUCCUGGAGCUGCUUCGAUGGAAGCCCAUCUCCCCUAUUGCCGUCCCUCAUGCUGUCACUCAGGAUGAUGAAUACAUGGGCUACUUCAUCCCCAAGGGUGCAACCGUUGUCGCCAACCAGUAUGCAAUUAACAUGGACGAGAGCGCCUUCGAGAAUCCUACAGUUUUCAAGCCCGAAAGACAUAUUGGCAACCCCGAUCCUCCCAUUUCAGCGUUUGGUUUCGGUCGCAGACGGUGUCCAGGUGAGCGGACAGCACGGUCGACCUUGUUUAUUGUCAUUUCUCGUGUGCUGUGGGGAUACGAUAUUACUUGUGCUGAGGGUGCUGAACAACCAACUGAAGAAUCGAACGCGGGUUCUGUGAAAGCUGACUUUCUUGUGAGAAGCCCUGAGCAUCGGAGAGUUAUUGAAUGGGAGUUUGAGUCGGCUGAUAAGGAUGAAAAGAGGGUUUUGGGAAGUAUUCGGGAAAGUAUGCGGGCUAAGAUAUAG
Molecule: messenger RNA, 1482 nt
Organism: Aspergillus chevalieri
Lineage: Eukaryota; Fungi; Ascomycota; Eurotiomycetes; Eurotiales; Aspergillaceae
Product: cytochrome P450
Exons: 1
Coding region: 1-1482 (493 amino acids)
Molecular function (GO): oxidoreductase activity, acting on paired donors, with incorporation or reduction of molecular oxygen; heme binding; monooxygenase activity
Source: RefSeq, a predicted model, not a curated record